ACAGAUGAACCCGACGUUAUACAAGACAUCGUCCCACAAAAUGUUAUUGAAGAGGAGGAAAGAAGAAUAAACCAUUUUGCAGCCUUACUCACGGGCAGAUCCUCACUCGAUCUUCGAAACGACACGAUGCCGAAAGAUUUAAACAAAAAUAAUGUAGUUGCUACUGGCAGGUUCACCUUUCAUAGAAGAAAUCUUCAUUACUCGUUCUAUAUAUCUGAAAAAGCUGCUAGACCAAGGUCGUUACAUUUCUUGGAUAACCAAGGAAAUAUUCUAGAAGAGUUCACUUUGUCACAUGCCGGUGGCUUGGUCAACAGUCCGUACCAGAAUGCAACGCGUAAGGUAUGUGGAAUAUGGAGAAGGGUACCCAGGGAUUACAGAAGACUUCUUAAGCAAGAAAAGAUGUACGUAGUGCUAAUAUGGGGUACAAAGGAUUCAGAAUUUACACUUAGUGGUAAACUUACAAAAUAUGUUGCCCUUGCCAGUGAAUUAUUCAGUUCACUUCUCGAACCAGCUCCGGGAACAGAUUCCGCUAGAAUGGCUGGAUCUGGAGGUACUGCCUUAGUGUCAACUUCAUCCACUCCUUCUCCUUCUGUACACGUAGCUGUAAUCUUUAAUGGCUUAUUUACAAGUGAAGAAUCUAUGGGAGUGCCUAUUAACGUGAUGUUGGCCUUGGAUGAAAAGAAACAAAUCAUUAUUGAAGGGAAUAUCAAAGUUAACAAACCCGCCCCAGACCUAAAUCUUAUCGAACUUAGUUCACCAGUGUCCCUGGCAGAUCUUCGUUCUCUCUCAAGAGGCAGAGUCUUACUGACAGUUUCAUCAGUUUCUGAACCAAGCGCUUUAAGGCUAAGUGGUAGCAUUAUAACUAAAGUGACUUGUGAAAUUUUCCAAGCACUCUUGGUUGGUGACAGAGAUUUAACGUCUACCAGUAAUGGUCUAACAUGGAUGUAUCUUAACAAUCAAGGGGCAUUGAUUUACAAUAUACAGAUAGACAACAGAAAUACUGACCAGCUUCACAACGUUACCCUAACAGAUGCAAGUGGUAAAAGAAAAGCAGAAGUAUUAACUCCUUAUUUUCAUACAGGAGUAGCACAUGGUUCUGAAGACAGACUGGUUCAUAAGAUUUUGGAGCCUCUUUAUAAUAGUAGACUAGAUAUGAGAAUAUCUGUAGGCAAUAGCAGUUUACAUGGACAUUUGAACUCUAAAUUAGUAGCAGAUGCCCGUGACGGUCCAGCUCCAAUACUUCUCAAACGUGAAAAUUAUUCUCUACCGUCAACAGUUGGCGGUAUAGCUUGGAUAUCCGUAGACAGCGAAUGUCAUAUUCACUACGACCUAUCAAUUUCUGGUCUAGGUCAUGAAAGAAAAUUAGAGUUGUAUUUAGAAAUGUAUCCGAUCAUAGCUCCUGGCGCACCAGUUCUAAUAAAGACUCUUGAAGAAUUUGAGGGUAACCAAGUGGAAGGUAGUCCAAUAGAUGUUUUAACUAAAGAAGAACUCGACAUGUUGGACAGUGGAGUGACAUUUGUUAAAUUAAAGGAUUCACUACAUAAAGUAGUGCUUCUCUCAGCAACUCUUCCAAAGGUCAAGCUGCCAAUAUCUUGCCGAUCUCCAUAUCGAGAUAGAGAUAAUAAUGUCCCAGUAAUCUAUGACAUACCUGGAGUUGGACACCCUACUGAAAGUUGCUUCUUCGAAGGAAAAUUUUACAAGAAAGAUAGUACUUGGGUAUCCAAAAAUCCAUGCCAAAUGUGUUUUUGUCAAGACGGUCAACCUACUUGUGAUGAAAUGAACUGUCCAGACAAUAAAUGUCCUCAUAAGAAUUUUACCACUCCUGGAGAAUGCUGCCCAAUUUGUGGGGAACCUGAAGUUUUGAUGAGCACUAAAAAGUGCAUAUUUAACGGUAGGACCUAUUCCCCAGGUAGCAAAUUUCAUCCCUUUCUUAUACCGAUUGGCUUCGAUGACUGUACAGUUUGUACAUGUGAUCCUCUAGAUUUAGAAAUUAAAUGCAAAAGAAUAGAUAGCAACACUGACAAAUGCGGCAAAGGUGCUGCUACUACUCCAGAUACUAUGGGUGAAGACAAUAUAAGAAAAUGGCCUGUACAGCGAAAAGAAGAAGUUUCUAAUUCUGAGCUGAUUUUAAAGGAAGGUGGUUGUAAAAAUCGUAUUAAUCCAGAAAAACCCUACAAAAAUCAAAGCACAUACCAUCCAUACAUUUCUUCUCUUGGAGAAUAUAAAUGUGUGACCUGUAAAUGCCAAAAUGGUACAUCAACCUGUUUAAGAGAACGCUGUGAAUGGAAAAAUUGCAAAAUGAUAUUUGAGUUGCGAAAAUCAAAAUCGAGAAACAACAAGAAGAGUUUCCCAGAAGAAUAUUGCUGUACAAUUAAAGAAUGUAGGAGAAUUAGGCACAGGAAGAAGCUAGAAGAAAGGGCUUCGCACAAACAGUGA
Messenger RNA from Diabrotica balteata, 2436 nucleotides. The record is from the annotation of a GenBank genome assembly. Lineage: Eukaryota; Metazoa; Arthropoda; Insecta; Coleoptera; Chrysomelidae.